Apis laboriosa (Himalayan honeybee) is the source of this 1755-nucleotide messenger RNA. It is a transcript of the gene Atg4a, whose product is annotated as cysteine protease ATG4B. The record is from RefSeq and is a predicted model, not a curated record. Lineage: Eukaryota; Metazoa; Arthropoda; Insecta; Hymenoptera; Apidae. The transcript has 10 exons. The coding region runs from base 410 to 1558 and encodes 382 amino acids. Gene Ontology annotation, molecular function: protein-phosphatidylethanolamide deconjugating activity.
AAUAUGUGCUUAUUUGAAUACAAAAAAAAUAUUUUUCACUUCAUUAUUUUUAAAACGAAAUAUUUUGAAUUAAAAUAACACAUGUUUUAUGUUACAUUAAUACCCGAUAUCAUAAUUUACAAGAAUUAAAACUAUUUUCGAUUAUAUUCGAAAUCUUUAUUAAUCAACUGGAUUGUUGAUAUGGCAUUAUUGACAUUUUUUUAAAGUUAAAUAUCAUCAUCAUAUUAGUUAUUUACCAAAACAAUGAAAUCUACGCUCAAUGAGCAAUGACCAAUGCUCAUUUUGCCAAGCUGAAGGUGAAAAAAACUGUACUCUCCUUUAUGUAUUAUUGUAGAGUAACAAAGCAUUUCAUCUUUAUAAUAGAUUGAAGGAUUUUAAAUCACGUAGAUAGUAUAUAUAUAUUGUGAAAAUGGACAGUCUUUUCACACAAAAUAUUUCAGACGAACCAGAGGAUAUACCACAAACAGAUGAACCAGUUUGGGUUCUAGGAAAAAAAUAUAAUGCCAUAAGAGAACUCGACGCAAUUCGUAGGGAUAUAAGAUCCAAAUUAUGGUUUACUUAUCGAAAAAAUUUUGUACCUAUUGGUGGUUACAAUUCUACAUUUACAUCUGAUAAAGGUUGGGGUUGUAUGUUAAGAUGUGGUCAAAUGGUUCUUGGUCAAGCUUUAAUUAUAUUACAUUUAGGUAGAGAUUGGCAAUGGAGUCUGGAAACUAGAAAUAGUACGUAUCUGAAAAUUCUAGAACGCUUUGAAGACAAAAGAAAUGCUCCUUUUUCUAUUCAUCAAAUUGCAUUAAUGGGAGCAUCAGAAGGAAAAGAAGUUGGUCAAUGGUUUGGUCCUAAUACAGUAGCACAAGUAUUAAAAAAAUUAGUUGUGUUUGAUGAAUGGAGUUCAAUCACUAUACAUGUUGCUCUUGACAAUACAUUAAUAGUUAAUGAUAUUUUAAAACAAUGUAGAGUAGAAGGAGGUACAACAGUGGAAGCCGAUGGUGAUGCUCCAUUAAAAGCACCUAGCCAAUGGAAACCUUUAUUACUUUUAAUACCCCUUCGCCUUGGGUUAAGCGAGAUUAAUCCUAUCUACAUAAAUGGUCUUAAAACAUCAUUCAAAAUUCCACAAUCUCUAGGAGUAAUUGGAGGAAAACCCACCCAUGCAUUAUAUUUUAUAGGAUGUGUCGGAAAUGAAGUGAUUUAUUUAGAUCCUCAUACAACACAAAAAUCAGGUAGUGUUGCCAAAAAAUUAGAAGAAGAAGAAAUUGAAAUGGAUGCUACCUAUCAUUGUAAAUUUUCUGGUCGUAUUCCUAUUAUAGAGAUAGAUCCUUCUGUAGCACUUUGUUUUUUUUGUGCAACUGAAAAAGACUUUAAAUCUUUAUGCAAAUUUAUUCAAGAAGAAUUAAUAACACCAGAAAAGCAACCUUUACUUGAAUUAUGUGCAGAGAGAUUAGCACAAUGGUCAGUUGAAGAUGUUGCUUCAGAAGCAAUAGCAGCUUCAAGUUUUGUAGAUUUUGAACAUAUAGAUCCACAAUGUGAUACAUCUGAUGAAGAUUUUGAAUUACUUGGUUGAUAUUUCAUUAUUAACAAAAUCUACGAUAUAAAUAAUGUAUAUAUAACAUCAAAGAAUGAAAUGGUCCAUUCGUACAUAAAAUACAACCAUUCAUUCAAUACUUAACUAGUACUAUUUCAGUACUGAAAGUUGAAUAAUAAAAUAAUUUAUACCAAAUAAUUAAAAUAUUGUAUAUAUUACUUAUAUUUAUAAAUUUU